ACUUAAAAAGUUAACAUAUGGUUUCUGGUGUAGAAUGGCCUCUGUUUCCUUUCUUCUUUAUUUCUGAUCUUAAUUUUCUCUCACCUCGUGACAGGAGAACUAGGUUUUAAUUUAGAGUAAAGAGAUUAUUCUUGGAAUCUUGGAAUGGCUUCUGUCUUUCUGUUUGUUUUCUUUUUUCUCUCCCACCUUGUGUUGAUUUAUUCGGCUGAAGAAGGGACAUACUCCCCAGGCUGUCCACCCUUUGUUUGCGGAAAAGUCGGCAACAUUCGUUUUCCAUUCGCCAAUGACGAAAGGCCAGAAUGCGGUUUGGUCAUCUUAUAUGAUUGCGGAGAUCCACAUCAAAUGAAAACCCCGAAGAUCAAACUGGAGAGGAAUGGAACACUACUGUCGUACGAUGUUGAAACCAUCUCUCGGGCUGAUAUGAUACAAAUCAAGGACCCACAAUUGCAGUCUGUGUUGGAUUCCAAUAGUUGCGAAUCCUUAAAAAAUUGGACUCUUCCAAGUCCCAGCUCUCCAUUCAUCUCUUUUCAACGAGUCCAAGGCAACCUGACCCUGUUCAAAUGCAACCGCGCUCUCAAUAUUCCUUCCCCUACAGGUUUUAAUAGAACAAAUUGCAGUAACUAUGACAUCUAUUAUAGUCCUCUACAUUAUAAUUUAACCCUCGCUCCACCUAAAUGUCCAAUCAUUCAGCUCCCAUUGAACUGGCAAUAUAAAGGUAAUGACCUGUUUAGAUUGUUAUCUGCCGAGAUUUUGCUUGAAGUGCAUGUGACUGAAGAUUGUCGCCAGUGUUAUAUCGAAGGAGGUCAAUGUAAGACUGACAACAAAGGAAAAUAUUAUUGUACCAAAGGUACGAAAGUUAUGGGUAUAGGAGUAAUGCAAAAAUGUUUGGAUAAACACUGACAUAUAUUCAUGAAAAAGCACACCAAUUUCUUUAUA
Quercus lobata is the source of this 936-nucleotide messenger RNA. RefSeq lists its product as uncharacterized. The record is from RefSeq and is a predicted model, not a curated record. Lineage: Eukaryota; Viridiplantae; Streptophyta; Magnoliopsida; Fagales; Fagaceae. Gene Ontology annotation, molecular function: kinase activity. Gene Ontology annotation, biological process: phosphorylation. Bases 145 to 900 code for a protein of 251 amino acids. The transcript has a single exon.